Messenger RNA from Parasteatoda tepidariorum (common house spider), 3027 nucleotides. The record is from RefSeq and is a predicted model, not a curated record. NCBI's taxonomy places the organism in Eukaryota, Metazoa, Arthropoda, Arachnida, Araneae, Theridiidae.
UUGUUUUUAAUUCCUCUUUUCUCAAUAAACUAAUCGUUCGUUGCCAAUGUUAUAAAUACGAAAUAUAUACUUCCUUUUCUAUCAAAACCAAGUUAUAAUUUAGUUUAAAUUAUAAUUAAGGAAAGUUAUAAGACCUAUCGUUGUGGCGCAACAGAGCAUUUUUCAAGAUGAGUUUGACAGUGAUGAAUUUCAAUCGGAUUCGAGAGUUAGUAUCGAAUUUAGGAUGUAUGAACGAAGACAAUACAUACAUUUUAAGUCUGGAUUGUUUGAAAAUACUUGAAAAAUUAGAAGAUGAACUACGGAAUGAAGAUGUUGUUAGCAGAAACGUACGCAUUAGUUUGCACAUAUGCGGGACUGUAAAAGAAGAUCUGAUUCCAAUCUUGACUCAUGGAAGAGACUUCAAAAUUUUAGCCACGGCAACACGAGUUCUUGUGAGUUUGAGUUUACCUGCUGAAUGUCUUUUACAAUUUGAAGAAGCUGCUUUAUCACCUAAGCAUUUGAAUAUUUACACACAGUUAGCUGUAUCAACUUUAGCUAUUAAAAAAGCUUUUUUAAAUGCAUCAGCUACAUCACCCAUUGUCUCAAUGCUCAGAGAAACAGUUAUGAAAUCAGAAAAACAUCUAAUUCCAUUGAAAGACAAAGAAUGUGAACAUUUGUAUAAUUGUUUAACUUUUCUUUGUAAUUUACUGCAUUUACCUGAAAACUUAUCAAAUCUUGAUAAAAAUUGCAUCCCAAAAUAUGCUGAUUGGCAGUCAGUGCAGAAUAAAUUAAUAUGGAAUUUAUUUGUGCAAGGUUUUGAUGGAGCUCUUAUUUUAAUGCUCAACAGCAAGUACAAAGAACAUUGGACUGUGCCAUUAACACUUACUAUUGCACUACUCUUUCGUAAUCAGAAUAUUGGUAAAAUUCAUCAGUCUUUGGAGUUGGUGUCAUCAGCAUCUGAGAGCUCAGGAGAUGAAGAAAGUGAUGCUUCCAAAAUUUCGUCGUUUUCUUUAAGUAGCGAGUACUCGAAAAACGUUAAUUUGCUCAGUGAUUCUGGCUGCCCACUCACUUCAGAAUCCUCUUACAUUUGCAGUGAUGGAUCUGUCAAGAAAUGUUUUCCCUCGUCGGCUGCAGAAAUUCAUGAAACAUUUGAAAAAGUACAAAUCAGUGAUGCAGCAAAUGAUAUGAAGCCAAAAAUCAAAGCGAAUUUGAAAACUGUUUGCAAUCCUCCAAGCAACAGUCAAUAUUUUGAUAACGAUUGUGAAAGUUCUAGUUCUUCAGAGUCUCCUUAUCAUAAAAAAAUUAAAGGCAGUACUUCUGCCAGUGAGGCAAAAUGUGACUCUGGUAUGGAUUACAGUUCACUAGAAGGCAAAUCAUCAGAUGAAGACAACUUCAAUGAGAAACGGGUUGUUGAUAAUCUUAAAGCAGUACAAAAAUUGAAAAGUGUACAAAUGCAAUCUAAGCUAUCAGAAAGUGAUUCAAGUAAUGAGGAUUUUCAAAUGAUUAAAAUAAAGCAAAGAAGUCAUCCACCACCAGGCAGACGGGGGAAAAGUCCUCGUAGAAAAGAUGGUUGCAUUCCAUUUGUAUGCAUAGAAUCAGCAUUAGCCACAUCCUCUUCCAAAGGUAGAAUAAAAUAUCCAUUAUGGGAAAAAAGAAGUAGCAUAUCCACUUUAAUUGAUGUCAAUUCUUCUGCUCCAUCUGAUGACGAUAUUGGGUUCCUUCUUAAGGAAUUUACUUUAAGCUUUCUUCAUAGUGGGUUUUCAGAUUUAGCAGUAAAAAUUAAGGAAUUACUUCUGAAAGGAUCACCAGUUGGAAUUGAUAAAUCUGUACUGUUUUGGAUGUUAAGUUACUUUCUUCAUUUGGCUGGUUCUGUAAACCUCAGCUUUAAUCAUAUUAGCCCCAUUCUCAGCUCAGAUUUUGUGACUUUUCUUAUAUUUGAAUGUGUUAAUGCUUGCGAAAAUAUGGAGCUACAUUUCAAUUCUAAUGAUGUUGUCAAAAAAUAUCUCUCAGUUCACUUGAAUUUAAUUGUAACAGCGUUCAAAGAAAUCAUGAGUACUAUUGAUUUGUAUUUUCGGAAAUCCUGUUCACAGAAAGAUAAGAUGCUAUUUAACGAACUUUAUGGUCGACUCUCUAGCAUGCAGUGUUUUCGACAGAUACCUCUUCUACUUUUUCAAAUUUGUUCCAAAUAUAAUUCUAAACAAUUUUUAGAAGAUGUAACUAUUCUUAACCAUCAUACUAUGAUUGCUAUUGACAGAGGUUCCUCUUACAGUUCUCAACACAAAAAAAUAAAUAUGGUAUCUCAUUUACAACAAUUUGCUACUAAAAACAUAGUUGAAUGUUGUCGAAAAGUUCUGGAAAACUUUAAAUUUAACAGCCAUUUCUUAAAUGAAUGUGUCUUCACAUUAUUACAUCACAUAGCUGGAGAUCUUCAUUCAUCUCAUCUUUUAAUUGAACCAUCUCUCUUGAAAGUGUUUUCUGAAAUUUUGAAAGAAGAUAUUGAAUUGGACCAAUAUCAAGAAGAUUUGAUUAUGUACAUACUCACUAAAUUUAGCCGUGAAGUUCAAACAAAAUUUAUAAAAGAGCAACAGAUUAAAAAAGGAGGAAGCAAAUUAAGCGAUGACUCCUCAAUCAAUAGCAGUGUUAGCAGUCAUUGUUUACUUAUUGAAGAAGACGAUGACUUAUUUUGGUGGUACCUACAAUUUGAACAAGACAAAGAUCCAGUCUCCAGAAUUUCUGAACAUCUUCCUACAUCAAAACAAGAUAUUCUGAGUAAGCUGCAGAUAAAAGGAUUUGUUUCAGUUGAAAAACUCAAGUUAUUGAAGGAAAAAAUGAAGGCAGCUCAAGAUUCAAAACUUGAAGCUAUACCAAAUGAAGAUCUUUCUCAAAUCUCAAUUUUUGACGAUGAUGUAACACUUCUUUUACGAACAUUAGUGCAAGCUGGUGAAAGGCAGCAUCUGAUUUGGCUUCAAGAUGUCCUUCUUGAAACUUGUUAUGUUAAGUUAGGUUUGAAUGAGGAUGCAGCAGAAUCUAUUGUUCUCCAUUCUAUAA